Staurois parvus is the source of this 337-nucleotide messenger RNA. NCBI's taxonomy places the organism in Eukaryota, Metazoa, Chordata, Amphibia, Anura, Ranidae. The record is from the annotation of a GenBank genome assembly.
CCUACCCACUGAAAAUGAUGGGGCGCUAUUCCUCCCACUGACACCAAUGAUGGGGCAUGAUUCUUCCCACUGACACUAAUGAUGGGGCACUAUUCCUCACACUGACACUAAUGAUGGGACAUCAUGGUGCCCCAUCAUUAGUGAAGUGCCCCAUCAUUGGUGUCAGUGGGAGGAAUAGUGCCCCAUCAUUGGUGUCAGUGGGAGGAAUAGUGCCCCAUCAUUAGUGUCAGUGGGAGGAAUAGUGUCCCAUCAUUGGUGUCAGUGGGAAGCAUAGUGCCCCAUCAUUGGUGUCAGUGGGAGGAAUAGUGUCCCAUCAUUGGUGUCAGUGGGAGGAAUG